GCAACGUUAUAUCGCGGCAUGUACGUGGUGUCAUUUUGUGCCGACGUUGCGCGAUGCUUGUCGGUCGGGUUUGAAAGCUGAGGGGAGAUUUUGAGAAUGUCUGAGGAAAAGAAAGGCGAGGAGGUUCCAUCGGAGGAGAAGGAGAAGGAGGAAAAGAAAGGCGAGGAGGUCCCAUCGAAGGAGAAGGAGAAUGACGCGGAAGCCGGCGCUAGCGCGGAAGGCGCGGCUGAAGCGAAGAAGGAAGCGAGCGCUGACGCGCCGAGGCGGAAAAGUGCCAGCGAGAAGGAAGGUGGAGAUCAGCCUUCGGAAGUCAAGAAGGAAGGAGCGGGUUCCGAGCAGCCGCCGAAGCGAAGGAGUUCCAAAGAUGGACCGGACGCCAAGAGGAAGUCGACGAGGAAAAGUGUGAAAGCAGCAGCAGGGGACCACGCCGAUGGCGAUCUUGAUGAUGAGGAUGAGGAGAAAGAAGAAGAGCCCAAAAUCAUUUACCCCUUGGAGAAGAAGAUUCAGGAUACUCUUCGAACGGCCUGGACUCUUUUCGUCAAGAAGAAUCAGAAGAAGAAGACCGAGAUCAGCGAAGCAGACGUGCCGAAUGUGAUGCGAUCGAUCGGCAUAAAUCCCACUGAAACACAAAUCAAAACUCUCAUUGAGUAUGCUAAAGGUCAGGAUUUGCCAACUUGCUCUAAAGGGUUUUUGACAUACGAAAACUUUGAACAGCGAAUUGCCGAGACACUACAGAAAGAACCGGAAUUGUGGGUUCGCAAAACCAAAGAGGAAAUUCUCGUUGCCAUGAAUACGCUGUGCGAUAAUAAGAGCCAAAUUGAGGCCGACAAGUUGAAGAAAAUCUUGAUGGCGAAAGGCGACGUGAUGACGGACCCCGAAGGCUCCGCGAUGCUCCGCACGGCUAGAGACAGGGAUACGGGCAUGGUGUACAUAGACGAGUACGCAGAUAUCUUAUCGAAAGAUGCCAUACCUCAGCCUCCGCCAGAUCCUACAGUGUGGUAAUUGUUGAACUGGAUUUGACGAAAAUUGGGCUCGUGUGAAUGGACAGUUCAUCGAAGGAAGAAAGUCUGUGGCUCCAUCUGCUCGAUGAUCGAGAUACUAAUCUCUUGGUUACAGGUAGUGGGACGUCGACCCUCCUGGUCUUCCUAGGGCGAGGAGCCUUGAACACAGAUCGAAGACAUCUGACAUGCAGGUCCCAUCGACGGACGAAGUUAUAAAAUACUUCGAUCGGGUGGACCAGAACCGCUUGUAUAUACUAAGGUGUUCCUGUUGCCAAACACGAUGCAUUAAGCUUGGUGUCGGGUUGGUAGUGUGCGCAGCGUAAAUUUUACUUUGGUGUGAGAAACCUUCGCUUCCUCACUACGUAGACUUCAGAUCACUGACAUGGGAAGUAAGGCUUUUGCCAAGUGAGGCCAAGAAGUUUCUUCGAAUGUCCUGCAGGGUUCCCGGAACCUUUUCGGGCCUGGUAUCUUGAACAACUUCAAUUUCGGUUUCAGUUUCUGAACAAUGCGCUAUUCUUGAGAUCUGUUCCACAUGGCGUCCUCAAACUGGCUAAUCACUCUCAAUGAGAUCAAGGAGAUUAAGAAAAAAUCACUUUCAAGCCGUACAGGACUUUGUAAAAUUGGUAGAACUGUGAGUGCUUUACAUAAGCUUCAAGCUUAGUAGUCCCUCAUUGACCACUCUUUGUAGGGAAUCAUUUGCUGGUCAUGGACAACAGCACGAGCUACCGUUCCAGGAAUAGAUCUUGAAGAAACUGGAUUCCAGAGCUAUGCAACUACUGCGCUUUUAGAUCCCCAGCUUGAGAAGUUUUCUUUCAUCGAUUACAUUCGUGGUCUAUGAAGGUGUCAGGGACCAAUAACGAGGACUUCCAUAAUACAACUAAUAGGUUACACUGUGACAGGUUGCUUCACUGCUGCCAAAAUUUUGUCGUCGAGUUCAAAUUUGAUGUCCUUCUUGUCUCUGCCGAUCUUGAUGUACUCUGCGUACCGCUCUUUCAAGUCCUCUGGCAAAUUGGUCUUGCUUGUCCAGCCCAGCAAUUCCUUGGCAGCCCUCGGCUCGGCAUAAAAGU
Messenger RNA from Marchantia polymorpha subsp. ruderalis, 2068 nucleotides. The record is from the annotation of a GenBank genome assembly. NCBI's taxonomy places the organism in Eukaryota, Viridiplantae, Streptophyta, Marchantiopsida, Marchantiales, Marchantiaceae.